AUGGGCGGGUGGAAGCAUGGGCGGGUGGAAGCAUGGGCGGGUGGAAGCAUGGGCGGGUGGGAGGAAGCAUGGGCGGGUGGAAGCAUGGGCGGGUGGAAGCAUGGGCGGGUGGAAGCAUGGGCGGGUGGGUGGAAGCAUGGGCAGGUGGAAGCAUGGGCGGGUGGAAGCAUGGGCGGGUGGAAGCAUGGGCGGGUGGAAGCAUGGGCGGGUGGAAGCAUGGGCGGGUGGAAGCAUGGGCGGGUGGAAGCAUGGGCGGGUGGGUGGAAGCAUGGGCAGGUGGAAGCAUGGGCGGGUGGGUGGAAGCAUGGGCGGGUGGAAGCAUGGGCGGGUGGAAGCAUGGGCGGCUGGAAGCAUGGGCGGGUGGAAGCAUGGGCGGGUGGAAGCAUGGGCGGGUGGAAGCAUGGGUGGGUGGAAGCAUAG
Molecule: messenger RNA, 420 nt
Organism: Schistocerca gregaria
Lineage: Eukaryota; Metazoa; Arthropoda; Insecta; Orthoptera; Acrididae
Product: circumsporozoite protein-like
Exons: 1
Coding region: 1-420 (139 amino acids)
Source: RefSeq, a predicted model, not a curated record